AUGACCAUGUCCCGCUCGCGCUCGGUUUCGCCCCGACGUUCGCGAUCGGCUUCGCCAAUCCAGCCUACUUCCCCACACUCAGCUGCCUACGAGGGUGAGGACUACGACGGCGAGGAGUACGAGGAUGACAACGGCGACUUCGACGACGACGAGCUCACUCAUAGUGAGAAAGUCCGCUUCUACGUCACCGACUCGCCCUCGCCAACCGGUUCUCCCAUGGAGGAAGACGAGUCACUCCUCAACGCCGACGAGCUACGAUCCAAGCUACAGGAGGUCAGGCGUCAGUGUGGCGCUGAGUACGUCGACCGCACCAACAUCAAGGAUGUGCUUCGCGAUGAGCACGCGCGGGCUGAAACCUUGGCCAACCACCUCAGCGCGUAUGAGGAGAAAGUCACUAGGAUCAAGAAGGAGCUCGCUACUGUCCAGGCCGAACUCGCUGCUGGCCGGGAGCGUGAGGCUAAGAAGGACGAAGAUCUCGCCGCUGUCCAGUCGAAACUGGAGUCCCUCGGCUUGAGCCAUGAGUCUACCACUUCGCUACCUGCGAACAGUGAAAGCGAUUCUCGCCCCCGGAACUGCGGUAACUACCUCCAGCCCCGUUCUAAAUGUCGUCCGGGCUGUAGUCGUGUUCACGUGGAUGAUGAUGUCAGGGUCUAGAUGAUGGGGAUCAAGUAACUGUGUGUAUAUAUACAGGACAUUUUGGAACUGCAGGAGUAAGGAUGAUGAAUAGAUGUCGCCGUCAGGCUGCAACAAGAUCGCUAUGAACGUG
Messenger RNA from Alternaria rosae, 766 nucleotides. RefSeq lists its product as uncharacterized. Lineage: Eukaryota; Fungi; Ascomycota; Dothideomycetes; Pleosporales; Pleosporaceae. The transcript has 3 exons. Bases 1 to 654 code for a protein of 217 amino acids. The record is from RefSeq and is a predicted model, not a curated record.